Molecule: messenger RNA, 950 nt
Organism: Cannabis sativa
Lineage: Eukaryota; Viridiplantae; Streptophyta; Magnoliopsida; Rosales; Cannabaceae
Product: heat shock 22 kDa protein, mitochondrial
Exons: 2
Coding region: 122-775 (217 amino acids)
Source: RefSeq, a predicted model, not a curated record
UUGAUCCAAAAGAAACCAACACAGUCUAGUCUACUGCGAACAGAGUAACGCUAACAUUCAUUUCAUUUCUCUCUACUCUUUCCUUUCCUUUUUCUCUUGUCAAGCUCUAAGCUCAGCUCUAAUGGCUUCCUCACUCGCUCUCAAGCGCCUCCUCUCCUCCACCCUACGCUCCAACUCCAUUCUCUAUCCGGUUCGCCCCAUAGCUAGUACUCCCUCCAUCGCUUCCAGGUACUUCAACACCAACGCCGUACGGAGUUACGACGACGGCGACUACGACGAGCGCGGUGUCGACAUCGACCGCCGCUCUGACCGUUCUCCCUCUCGCCGACUAGGCCGCGAUGAUUUCCUCUCAGGUAAAGUGUUUGAUCCAUUUUCACCAACAAGGAGCCUUAGCCAGGUCCUAAACCUAAUGGACAAUCUCAUGGAGAAUCCGCUCCUCUCAGCCUCUCGCGGCGCCGGGUCCGGGCUUCGGCGAGGGUGGGAUGCGAAGGAGACUGAGGAUGCACUCCAUCUCCGAGUGGACAUGCCAGGACUCAGCAAAGAGGACGUGAAGGUUUCAGUGGAACAGAACACUCUAACCAUCAGAGGCGAAGGCGGCAAAGAGGAAGGCGACGAAGAGAGUGGACGGAGGUACAUGAGCAGGAUCGACCUGCCGGAGAAACUGUACAGGACUGAUCAGAUCAAGGCUGAGAUGAAGAAUGGUGUGCUCAAAGUGGUUCUGCCUAAGGUCAAAGAAGAUGAGAGGUCUGACGUUUUACAUGUCAACGUUGAGUAGUUCUGUUAAGCAUGGCUUUUUCUAUUGUCUUCUUUGUUUCGAGUACAAUUUACUUAAAAGUGAGAAAUGAGAGAUGAGAAUGUAAUGGCUAUGAGAACUAUGAGUUGAGUUGUUAAUAUUUUGAUAUUAUUUUUCUUUCAUAAUAAGAUAGUUUUGUAUUUUUCUGUUUUUCACA